This is a messenger RNA of Cheilinus undulatus (humphead wrasse), 3116 nucleotides long. It is a transcript of the gene smu1b, whose product is annotated as SMU1 DNA replication regulator and spliceosomal factor b. The record is from RefSeq and is a predicted model, not a curated record. NCBI's taxonomy places the organism in Eukaryota, Metazoa, Chordata, Actinopteri, Labriformes, Labridae. Bases 81 to 1595 code for a protein of 504 amino acids. Gene Ontology annotation, biological process: mRNA splicing, via spliceosome. The transcript has 12 exons. Gene Ontology annotation, molecular function: protein binding. Gene Ontology annotation, cellular component: precatalytic spliceosome.
GUGGCUCUAGCGAGCUCAGAGCUCGAGCCGAGCCGCCGAUCCGUUAGUCCGGUGCAGCAACAGCAAGAGACAACAUCAUCAUGGCAGUGGACAUGGAACCCUCGGAUGUGAUCCGCCUGAUCAUGCAGUACCUGAAGGAGAACAACCUGUACAGAACCCUGAACACCUUACAGGAGGAAACCACCGUGUCUCUGAACACAGUGGAGAGCAUCGACAGCUUCAUUGCAGACGUAAAGAAUGGUCACUGGGACUCGGUGCUGCUGGCCAUCGAGUCUCUUAAGUUACCUGACAACACUCUUAUUGACCUCUAUGAGCAGGUGGUUAUGGAGCUGAUUGAAAUGAGGGAGGUGGGUGCGGCUCGCUCACUCCUUAGACAAACCGACCCCAUGAUCAUGUUGAAGCAGACACAGCAAGAGAGGUACUACCACCUCGAGAACCUGCUUACAUGCUCCUACUUUGACCCUCGAGAGGCAUACCCUAAAGGCAGCAGCAAGCAGAAGAGGAGAAGGGCAAUAGCCGAGGCUCUGGUGAGGGAGGUCAGUGUGGUGCCUCCCUCUCGCCUCAUGGGGCUGCUGGAAGAAAUCGGAACUAUAAGGCUGCAGGAGUCUUCUGACAGCUCCCCCGACUCCACCAUCGACUCGUACGGAAAGAAGGAGAAAGACAGCUUCCCUACCCAGCUGUAUCGACACAUCAAGUUUGGACGACGGUCACAUGUGGAGUGUGCACGUUUCUCCCCUGAUGGGAGGUUUCUGUUUACCGGAUCAGUGGAGGGACUCAUUGAGGUUUGGAACCAUAUGACCGGUAAUAUCAGCAAGGAGUUGAAAUAUCAGGCCCAGGACAGCUUCAUGAUGAUGGACGAAGCUGUGCUGUGCAUGUGCUUCAGUCACGACUCAGAUCUUCUGGCAACCGGCGCUCAGAAUGGCAAAAUAAAGGUAUGGAAGAUCGAGAGCGGCUUAUGUCUGCGCAGGUUUGAGCAUGCCCGCAACAAAGGUGUGACCUGUCUGACCUUCUCCAAGGACAACAACCAGAUUCUCAGCGCCUCGUUUCACCCGACCCUCAGAAUCCACGACCUGAGGUCCGGCAAGACAGUAAAGGAACUAAAUGGCCACACGUCGUUUAUAAAUGAUGCAACUUUCACCCAAGACGGAUUUCACAUCAUCAGUGCAUCAUCUGAUGGCACGGUUAAGAUUUGGGACACAGAUUCCUGUGAAUGCCUCCACACUUUGAAAUCUCUGGAUUCAGAAGUCCCUGUCAACAAUGUAAUCCCUCUGCCCCAAAACCCUGAGCACUUUGUGAUCUGUAACCACUCCACCACAGUGGUCGUCAUGAGCAUACACGGUCAGACUAUAAAGACCUUCUCCUUGGACAGAACGGAGGGAGCAGACUUUGUGUGUUGCACUCUGUCACCCCAUGGUGAGUGGAUUUACUGUGUGGGAGAGGACUUAUUGCUGUACUGCUUCAACUACAAGACAGGAAGGCUGCAGAAGACUCUGAAAGUUCACGAGAAAGAAGUAAUUGGCAUCGCCCACCACCCACAUGAGAAUAUGCUCGCCACUUACAGCGAGGAUGGUCUCCUGAGGCUAUGGAAACCUUAAUCUGUCACCUGCAUUGCCAUAUGGAGGACUAAGAGAGCACUACACAUGUUUAUAAAGAUUUCUUUGUAAGACAGACUGCUCAUUAAGAGAACAAUCUCUCCAUAAGGUCCACAGAGUAGCUGUUCUGCAGCGUGGAGUUAUUGUCCACAAUCUUCAUCAGCAGAUGGAUAAUUUUUUAUUGUAAUGAAGCUUAAACUUUUUUAAUUUUCCAAGGAUGUGAAGGGCUUUUUAGAAAGAGUAGCUUGGAAACCAUCAAAUUCUUGGCAAAUGAGCAGAAUCCAUGUGUUGAUGAAGAUCAUGUGACUUUAAUAUGUGACACAUGACAAAACGAGCUACAACAGCUGCCAAAUGGACCCAAAUGGAGCCUCAGCAAUUCAUGGGUUUUUUAAACCAUUUUAAAAAAAGCAAUAGAUAAUAAAAGCAAAGAUUGUGCUACAUAUUUUAACAAUUUCUAUUCUCUCUUUUGAACUGAGACAGUUGUUCAGUUGGUUAUGCUCAACAACAAGGAGGCAAUCCAAAGCUGUAUUUGUACAGAAUCCUAUUUGAAAAAGAAAACCCAGAGAGGAGGGGAUUAUGGGUAAAUGCUUAUAGAAGCUGCACCUUAGGGAGCAAAAGAAUAGACUUCUCCUAAUCCUGCCUCAAAAUAUUGUGUUGACUUGAACAUUUUAAAGCCUUUUUGUCAAACAUAACUUACCCAAAACACAGAACAUUAAUCUUAAGAAAGCUGUUUGUCAAGAUGAGUAAUUUGGUCUUUGUACUUCAGAUUUUACACAUAAUCUCUUUAUACAUUUUGUUUGGUAUAAUCCUAUUCUUUUACAGAUUAUUUUACAGGAUCUUUGCUUUAUAAACCUAAGCAGUGCAGUCUUGGUCCUCAGUACUGUACACAUACUUCCUCAUGGAUCCAACUUCACCAGUGCAGUUUGAAUCCCCAUUUUCAUCUCUUGUGUCUUUAUCAGACAUGAAAAUGCAUGACGGUGAACUGUCGUGAAACUAUUUAUAAUAAAAAAAGUGCUUCUUGUUUGGGCAUAAACAAACAAUAUCAGGUAUUUGAUUUGCCAGCUUUGGUUUUUAAUACUACUUUUGUAUCAAUCAAUGAGCAAUGACUCGGAUGUAAUGAUCUGUUUUGUCCUCCGUGUGUUCUGCAUGCUACCUCAGUACAGUCUAAAUGUGACAACAAUAAUUUAAGUUUUCUUUAAAUUAUGCAUGGUGACUGAUGAUAAACCUCAAUGAGCUUCCUGUUGGUAUAUAAUGUAUUCAAAGCUGUCAUUUAGUGUCAGUCUGUUGUAUUGACUCUAACCUGUGUCCUUGUGCAUCAGUAGGACAUGUAUUCCUGCAAAAACAGAGCUACUGCCUCCACUGGUAUUAUUUUUGUGCUACAGUAUACGAUACAAACUAUCUCUGUGCUGUCAUCGAUAUUUCAUUGUUACAAAGUUCAUGACAGUAUAUUUUGUAUAUUCAUUAUGUUGUAUAUAAAGCUAUCAGAUAUGUCAGAAAUGGUUAUCAAUUAAAUUUAAAACUUUA